GGGUCAGGACCAGUCCCUCCCUAAAAUGACCCUGUCGCUAGACGGCAAGCCCGUCGCGGUCGAGCUCUUCUCAACCUCCAUCCUGUCGAACCACAAGGUGCGCUCCCGCCAUGAGCGCUUCGUAUCGGUCUUGACGACCAAAAAGAUUCCCUACGUUUAUCACGACCUCGCCUCCGACCCAGAGGCCAAGUCACGCUGGCGCCGCAAGGCCGUAGUCGACCCGUCUAUACCUGGUCUUCUCGUCCACAACGAAUGGCGUGGGACAUUUCCAGAAUUCGAAGAAGCCGUGGAGUUCGGGGAGCUGGACCUCUUCUUGCGCAUCGACCAUGAACGAUUGCAGAAGGAGGCUGCUGCAUCAUUAUCAGCUUCAACGGCACCCCCCAGCGCAGAAUCAGAGGCAUGCGCGGCAACAAACGCCAUCGGAAUAGGCCUCCCUUCCACAGGCCGGAACGGGGAUCAAACAUGCAAAACGCGCAACUUCUCAUGUGCAGCCAUCCCGCCGCCUCCGCCGUUCGCGCCAGUGGGCAGCGGCAAGCGCGCCGAGUUCUCUGCUGACGAGUUCCUAGACACGCUCGGUAUUCAGGGCCUGACCCUCAGCGACGCAGAUGUCGAUUCACUGCUCAAUGGGAGUGACACUGUACCUCAAAAUCAGGCCGACGAGUUGGAUCAGACUUCUUCGACUGUCAGUUCGACCAUGACGGCUACAGGCGAGCGCAUCCCCUCGCGGACAUACAUUCCAUCGGCCAACGCUGGCGUCAAACCAUUGCGAUUCGCACGCAUGGGAUCUGGCACUGAGCCAACACAAGGGCAAACAGCAGCAGCAGACACCUCUGCCCCUCAACCAUCCGGCCUGCCAUCUAGCAUGAGCAUCGCCUCAUCUCUGAACGCGGGCGCCUCCUCCAGCACGCUGUCUCGCUACAAUGUCUCGCAACGCUCUGGCAAGGCCCUCGCUGCGGAAGCAGCCGCCAUGACGACUAGCCGACAGUUCAGUGGCAAGCAGCUGCGCGACGCCGUCGCAUCCGGGCACGACCUGCGCACGGCGAUGGAAGAGGUCAAAGCCCGCUCUUUCUCCUCCAGCGCCGCCGGCCGCAGCAGCAGCGGCGAGGGCUACGAGCCGGGCGUCGUGGGCGCCGAGACGGCCGACGAGUUGCUUGCUCAGCUCGGCCUUGGCGAUAUCAAGUUGACCGACGAGGAGGCCGACGCGUUCCUGCGCGGCGGCGAGAUUCCGCAGGGGCUCGAGAGCGGCGGUGAGCGCCUGCCACUGCAUGCGGCCAAGACGCCCGCAGACAAGGCGCGCGAUGAGGCUGCUGCGCGAGAGGUCGCGCUCAAGGCUAGGCAGAGGGGUUACGGCCAAAGCGGGGCCGCGGCGAGGAGGACUGAGAGCGUCGCGAGCAUUGCAAAUAGGCAAGGCGGUACCGGCACCGAUCCCGGUGAAAAGGUCGCCAACGAUGAGAGCUCCCUCGCCGUGCUACCCUUUUCCUCUGCAUCCACACUCGCGGCGGGCAUAGAAAAUGUGCAGCCAGAAGACGGCGGCGAGCCGAGCGAGCCACCAGCUGCCCCGGUCCAUGCUGACAUCGGUGACGAGAGCAUCAUUUUCCACUCCGAAGAGCCAGCCACGCCUUUGCAGAAGGACAUGCUGAGCGAGGGGGAAGCUGAGAUGGAGGGAAAGGCAGAGACAGACGAGGCAGACUCGAAUCAGGCAGACGCUAGCCAGGUGGAUGCUGACAAGGCGGGCGUGAGCCAGGCAGAUGGAAGCGAAACGGUGGAACACGAGACGGCGCCUAAGCCAUCGUCGUUCUCUGAGGACAUCGGGAGCAUGCCAGCACCAACACUCGACACCGCCACGGAGCCAAAUGCCGCAGCGAGUUCGACGGUAGCUUCUGAAGACACACCCACUCGGUCCGAUGAACCUUCUAUAGUCACCCAAACGACGUCGGUUCCAUUGCUGACUACCGCGGCAGCCGACUCAGAGGAAGUCACACCACGCCCAUCCCCCCCUAUCAUUGCAACGAGACUACCCACAAAUGACAAGGAAUCAGUAGCAGAUGGUUGUCCAGUCGUCUCGGCUGACUCGACUGUGACAAGUUCAGCGGUACCAGCUCCGAUGGAGCCGUCAGUCUCAGCUCCAGGUUCGGCAGCUCCUAUUGAUGCCGCUGCAUCAGAGAGUGAGGUCGUGUCUGCCGAGACUGCCUCCCAUGUGGAGACGGCGCCGACUAGACAUUCUUCUGUCUCUACGGAUUCGCCCGUCCCCAGCCCAUCAGCCACAUCGAGCAGUUCAUCUACCGCCACCCCAAGCACCACGGGUGCCGAGACAUCGACCACAUCAACAUCCUCCUAUGCGGCCUCAUGUGUUGGUCAAGUACAAGCCAACGAUCGCCCGCUCGAUCUAUUCCCACCAGCUAAGCCACGGACACCAUUCGCAUCAACCGCUGCAAUCGCAUCUCCUUCUGCGAUCCCGAAUUCAGCCAGUCCUUCGACCGCUGUCGGCCCAUCGAAAACCAGUGAGCUCGCCACUUCUCCUUCAGCUGCUGCCACCAUGCCAAAGUCGACGACAUCGUCUUCCUUCGAGGAUGACUUGUCUCGCUCGCCCCCCAAAUUCGACGCAAGUGCCUCCUCUCUAUCAGCCAUUAAAGGAGGUUCUACGGUUACCAUCAUUCACAACCAUAACUUGCAAUUCGACUCGCCGGCUCCGACGAGCACGAGCUUGGUCAAGCACGCAGCCGCCAGCCCGGAUACAACCACUACCGCAGCUGAUGCCACUGGCCUAAGCGUUACUGCGAGGACCUCGCCUUCUGGUUGUCCCGAGGCGCCGUCAGAACCGCCGGUUGCGACAACAGCAGCGAAGAAAAGCGGCCAUCGGCGCACUCUGAGUGACAUUCUGCGGGAAGCGGACGCGGCGAUGGAGGAAGGGGAAGACAUUGGCAUCUCCCAGACUGAGGGUGUGCUUGCGCUCGAUUAUUUAUAAGUCCCCAUAGUCCAGCCUCUGUAUCUAGCCCGCAGCUCUCGCAAGACGCGAGGACAAAAUUAUGUAGACUGGGAAGUACGUAAUUCAUGCCGCAGAUUUCACAC
Tilletiaria anomala UBC 951 is the source of this 3069-nucleotide messenger RNA. RefSeq lists its product as uncharacterized. The transcript has 2 exons. The record is from RefSeq and is a predicted model, not a curated record. Bases 26 to 2965 code for a protein of 979 amino acids. Gene Ontology annotation, cellular component: cytoplasm. NCBI's taxonomy places the organism in Eukaryota, Fungi, Basidiomycota, Exobasidiomycetes, Georgefischeriales, Tilletiariaceae.